Temnothorax curvispinosus is the source of this 8553-nucleotide messenger RNA. RefSeq lists its product as uncharacterized. The record is from RefSeq and is a predicted model, not a curated record. Gene Ontology annotation, molecular function: protein binding. The transcript has 13 exons. Lineage: Eukaryota; Metazoa; Arthropoda; Insecta; Hymenoptera; Formicidae. Bases 509 to 7225 code for a protein of 2238 amino acids.
UGCGAGAACUCGCACAAUUCGCGUUUUCGGGACGAUAACAAAUUUACGAAUCAAUUCGUCUCGCCGCGGUGACAAGCAGUGACAAGGUGACAUAAAUGUGGAGGUUUCCUGACAGCUCGCCGUAAUAAUGCGCGCGCGAACCGAUUAAAACGGACAAUCGAGCGCAAUGAUGACAAACGAUGCCAAUCGACGUGCCGGUGGAUCGAAAUAUGCGAGCGGAAGGUUGGAACUGUACAAUUCGGUUUUCUACAACUCGCGAGCAACAAAAUGAUGGAGAAAAUCAUUUUAAGAGCUGGAACCGAUCCUUUCACCUUUUCUCUCGACCCCCUCAUCCUCCCUUUCUGUUUCUUUCUUUCUCUCUCUCUCUCUCUUUUCUUUUCUCGAUUUUAUACACCUUAAUUUCUGUUAUUCUUUCUAUACAUAUAUAGGGCGUUUAAUUAUAAUCAUUAGAGUUAGAUGUCUUAUAGACACAAAGAGGUAGACAAGUAUGAAACGGUAAAUAUGCCUCAUGGCUGGAGGCAGGAACAACAGCGAGCAAAAUGGAAAUUUAGACAAAACUCACCAGUGGCACGGCCAUGAUAGUCUCAACUCCUCUAGAACGUUUGAACCUUCUUUGAGUAAUGAAUUCAAGAGACGAAAGAGUGCGGAACAACGUCGCACUAUUGUCAAAAAUAUUAGCCUAUUGCAAGACGGUAUUCUGAGAAUAUUUACGGAUUCCUUGCAUUGUGAUCUUAAUAUAAUACAUGGUUACAAAAUAAUACGUAUAAACGAGUGUAUUGUUAGAGCAAGAUCGCCACGCUUGUACCAAGUUCUCAAACCUUAUUUCGUUUACACUAACAAAACGAUCCAAUGCAUUCUUGAUAAAACCGGACUUUUCCAUCAGAUUGAAGGUUUUGUAAGGCUUCUCUACGGUAAUCUGGACUUUACUCGAGAAGAGCAGUUGUUGGUGAAAAUCAUUUUGAAUACAACGUACAAGUGUCAGUCUUUAAAUGACGUCGAUACCGAUAUAUCUCGUGUUGACAACAGGAUAUACGAGAAAUGUCUAGCGUUGAACCAUGACGCGCAUCUGCAGGACGUAAAGGAUUAUGUUAUAGCGAAUGCGAGCCCUGCUGCAUCAGAAAUGGCCGAUUCUGGUUUGGAAACAGGUUCGAUAAGUCCACACGAUACGACGACAUCGGAGACGUCGAGCACGGACUUGGAGGUGCGAGCGGCAGAGUACAUUUCCGCUACGAACGAUGCGUCGGAUCGGAUACGUGCCGAGCGACGUCGCGACGACAAGUGCGAUCGCGAGACAUUUUUGUUGUACGAUGAACCCUGCGAGUCACUCAACGAUGGCGCGUAUCGUGAAAAAAGCGCGAUCCACGCUAUAUCGAAUGAUCGUAGCGUAACGCACCCCUCAUCCCUAAUGGAAGCGGAACGUCAGCUCGCGGACACGUCGAACAACGUCCAGGAGGCGAAACUGAAUGCCGAAGAGAUCUUCCAGUACGAGAGUCGGAUGUUGAAUGAGCCAUUCUACGAAUCGGAUUGCGGCAGCGAUGAAAACGAAUCUUUCGAAUUUAUCGAGCCCAUCCCUUCGGCGAGUGAUGACCAUCGCGAAGAUACUUCCGCAAACUGUAACGUGGAGUGGAAAGCACAGUCCGAUACCGAAGAAUCGGAAAGCAGAACAGCUGAAACGAGCCGAGAAUACGAUCAUUCUCGUUUUACUAACGCGACUGGUCGUAACACGUCCUCCACGAGCGGUUAUUACUUCAUCGAUGCGUCUACCUUGAAUGACGAGGUGGACAUUGUGUCUACGAAUGUAACGAGGAAUCAGUACGGCAAUGAUAGUACAUCGCCGUCGUGUCUAACGUUUUCCUCAACGUACUCGGAUACAGAUUGCACGGAUGCGAACAAAUCGAAUAAUGCCGUGGAUGAACAAUCGUACAAGUAUACGCCACUUAAAACGUUGCCUUUGCAAACGGGCCAUGAGCGAGUGGCAGAAUUUCAACGAGAACUGAAACUCACCGAAUAUUUGCAGCCACUUUCAGAAUCGCGUAAAAUAAAACGAGUAGAUUCUGCCGUGGAGGAAAAGAUAGAGGCGAGUAAGCCGACGGAGAAGGAGUCGUUGGCCGUAGAAAUCAAAGAGGCGGACAGUGGGGAGAGCGCGCAUCCUUCCCCGUGUCCUGACAACAACACCAAGUUAAAUAACCGAGAUGAGAAAGCGGAAACGUCGAGCACGAUCGAGGCAACGAGGAGCAAAAACGAGAAAGACGCGAAUGCAACUGAGAACAGACGACCAUCGCUCAUCAGAGGAAACACGUUCGAGCUUGACUCUAACGACGAGAAAUUAUCCGUUUUGAGACAAGAGUACGAGCGUAGGCAAGGUAGCCUCAUUUUUCAAAGCGCCAUUCCACAAUAUUCCGGACAUCGUGUGGACGGAGAUUCCAUUUGUCACCACGUACCUCCCGAUUCUGUAGUUCCGCGUCCUCCGCAUACCGAACCGUCGUCGAUCACGUUCACUCCCGAUAUGCGGGUCGCCGUUAAUACUCAGCAUUCAAUGUCGUAUUUAUUGGACGGUCAACGUGGACAACAAUACGAGAUUAAUCAAACGCAAACGCAAACAACGUACUUACAGUCCGGUCUCAGCGAGUCUUGCGCGGUUUAUCCGGUUGUCAAAAGUGCCAGCGACAAAUCUAUCAUGGAUCGUGGCGUGGACUCGGACGAUGCGUCGAAUCCGUGCUGUAGCAGCUUGCCGGUUACCUUAGACUCUAUUUUGGAGAAAGGUAACCGAACGGAGCCUGUAAAGAGAAGUAAACGAGAUGAAGCCACUCCGAUUAUUUCUGGUGGUGUUAGCACCUCGGAUUACUCAAAACCUUCGGACAGUCCCACAGUGCGACGCAAAACAGAAUCCACACCGAUCGUAUCGGGUGGCUCGGUGAUUAUGAACAAGCCUGAAGUCAAAGUCAAGUCCUCCAGAAUGUCUUCCUCCAUGACUGCCUGGGUGGUCGACAUGAGUGACUGUAAUAAGGAGGAGCCGAAAUCUCGAAACACGUCGCGGAGCAUGUCGCAAAGCUUUUCCACUUCCGAAAGCAUCAGAAAAUCCACGCAAAAGUCGGGCACGCAUGAAAAACACGGUAGUUUAGGCUUCUUUGUCAAUCUGAAGGAUGUGAACGAUGAUGUUAAACGUGAUCGUUCACUCGAGAGGAAGCAGGAACGCGACGGCAACGGUAAGCCUUAUUGUGAAUUUUACGUAGAUAUCUCUGACAAGAAUAAUAGUGUUAAAGUCAAGUCUGCCGAGAGGCAAGAUACAGGCACGAUAAACGAUAUUUCUAACAAAGGUGAGGAGAAGAAGAACAUCUUCUCAAUGUUUAUCGAUCUAAAUGAUACGCGUGAGACCGGUGGAGACGCGGCGGCGGUGGUUGUGGCUCCGACGCAUAGGCGAAGCUUCUCGACGAUUAUACCUAAUAAAUUAACAGAUAUUAAGACGGAUGAUAGUAGCUCCAGAGAUAACAGUAGCGCCACGGGAGAUAAUCAGUUACCGCAAGAACAAAAGAAGGAAAAAACAAAACCUAGCGUCUUUAUGUUUAUAGAAUCCGAUUCUCCUGUGGUGAGAAGACGGACGCUAUCUACUUCACGACCAACGUUCAAGCGGCACUCGUGGAACGUAGACAAGACACACGCGACAAGUAGCGGUAACGCCAGUAACGGCUGCGUCGCAAAAGAGCUUAUGUUUAGAAGAGAACACAAACGUGCGCACAGCGUGUCGAUGGACAGUCGCGGCAUUACUAAACAAUUCCAAGCGAAGACGAGCUCGUCCAGUCACUCGUUGAGCGACGCGGCCAAGGCGGAUUCUUACAAUCAUAAAAAUUUCAAGACACUACAAGAGCGUGAGAUCAACUCCAACAAUAUGGACACAUCGUCCGAGGAUGUAUUCGAGUUUGACGUAAAGGACACUCCACCAAAUUCUCACGUGGAGAUCGAAAAUGAACAACUGCGCGUCGUCAGCGUGAAUCACUGCGAAUACAAAGAAAUAGUUGACGAUCACGUGGAGAAUUUGGAAACUAACGAGACGAAAGCGUACGAGGAUGAGUUCUCGGAGACUUCCGCUUGGGAAAAGACAUGUACGGAGAGCACGGAAGGUCACACUCGCAAAAGUGAAACGUUUGAUAUCAGUAGUGGCAGCGGACCUUCCCCAUCGGAUAGCGACAACCACUAUUACGACGUGACUGAUGUGUUGAAUUCGAGUGUUAACGAUAGAUCACAACUACGUGCUGCGGGAAACAGUAGUAAGAUAUCGGAAACUCGCAAGUCGUUGAGUGAAACUAUAAAGAAAAUCGAGUGCGAAUUGAAGGAGCCGGAAUAUAAUGGCGCGGAUCAAACGUACGAUUGUCGUUUUUCGAAGAAAACUGGAAAAGUGCCUGGUCGUACGUUAAAGAAUUUGCAUUCAGAUUUUCAUAAGACAAGUACUUGCAGUUUUGUACGUCUGUCGGAUUUGGAUAAAACGCCAACGGCUAAUCACGCGUCGGACGUGUUGACGGUGCAGAAGGAUGACAGAAGCACGUAUCGGAUGAGCAGUAGUAUCCCGGAAACAUCGUGGAUAGAGAGCAAGCUGGCAGUGACGAGGAAUAACGGCCCUGCAGUUAAACCGGUCUCUAGGAAACUCGCUUCUGUUAUGAGCACGUCGCUUCCAUCCAAACAGAAGUCUCCGUUGGAGGAUUUGACCGGUGAUUGCGAAGCGGAAGGGAUUAUCUCCGAAUCUGAUCUCAGCAGCAUGCAAAGUAGUAUGGGACGUUCCGGAGCGGAAGGCAGCACAGAAGAAACUGAAACGUCAAGCAUAGCUGGGGCAAAGCCAUACAAUAGACUGGGUGAGGAUUUAUUAAGGAUGUUCUUGGAAGAAAUCAAUCCUGACAUUACAAUAGAUGUAGCUGGCCGGCAUAUAAGAGCACAUAAAUGCAUAUUAAGUUCUCGUUGCCAAUAUUUUGCCGCAAUUUUGAGCGGCGGAUGGAUUGAAAGUGCAGGCAAUGUUAUUUCUCUACAAGGGUAUUCUUAUAAUGCAGUUCAUUUUGCAUUAUGUCAUAUCUACAGUGGAGAAAGUAAUAUACCAGAUUCUAUAAGUAUCGUUGAAUUAGCGACGUUAGCAGAUAUGUUGUGUUUGGAAGGUCUUAAAGAAGUUAUAGGAUACACGCUUAAGCUUAAAUAUUGCCACCUGUUUCAUAAGCCUUGCCAAAUAUGUGCCGUUGGAGUGUUGGAAUGUAUGCCGUUGGCGGCAGCGUAUGGUCUGGAUGAGGUAUAUCGAAAAUCACUUAGAUGGAUUACGAAGCACUUCGUACGAAUAUGGCCAUGCAAAGCAUUUGCGACUCUUCCGAGAGAACUUACGGAAAAAUGUUAUCAUCAGCACAUAGUGCACAUGUCCACCGACAACGUGCUACAAACUAUGAUGGAUUGCGAUAAACUGUUGGCAACCUUACCGAACGUACGAUGGGCAGAGCCGGUAUUUCGAAUGGUAUCGAAUCUGUUGGAGACGUCGAUAAAAUUCUUGUCGGAAAAUUUCGCAAGUGUCUUGGGAAACGAUAAUUUUCAAUCGCUUGGCCGCGAGCUAACGUGGAACAUCAGCCGUUUGGAAGAUCAUUUUCUAGCAGCCGUCGAACACGUGCUACCCGAACAAGCGUGCAAAAGUUAUUCGAAAUUGAAUAAAAUGCUAGUCACAUCGCAGACGGAUGAUUUUCAAGGUAAAAUCAAGUGGGGACCACUGUUUAUCGAUUUCAUCCACAAGCUUCAAGUCCGUGUGGAAAAGUGCUUGGUGCGUGAUGCCGCACGUGCUGCGAGAACCACCGCAUGGUUGAAAAUGGAUCUAGAACUUCGCAGGAGAAUACAGGAGCUAGCUUGUCUCGUAAUCUUGCCUCACGAGACCUCGAAACAUCUAUCUAGACACUCGAACUUUCUAAAGGAAUCUCGUGCGCCGCCAAAUCGUUCGACGAUAAGCCGCAGCUUGGAUUUAAAACGUGUAAAAAUGGCGAUUUCGGAGCACAACGACAAAACUUUAAAGCAGAUACCGUCAUCCACCAAACCAACCAAGAAAGUUUUAUGUAAGCCAAAAACAGAUCCGCUCGAGCGUAAAAUGCAGGAAGAUAAACAAAUUACUUCUGAGACCGUUAGACCAAAAUCGUGGCCUAAUAAGAUAGAGGUAAAAUCAAGAUAUUUGGAACCAAGAAACAAACCUGUUCCAAAGGAAAACGUGCCUAUGCAUCACGACAAAAUCGUACAACAACGGCGCAAAAUUAUGAUUUCCUCGUCUGAUUCGUCACGUACUUCGAGCCCGGCGAUGAAACGUGCGACGGAUAAAAAACCACUGUCCAAGAUGAAGCUACCAGUUAGGAAAGAUGUAAAAGCUCUCUCGUCAGACAGCUUAACGGAGGCGAACGCGGGUCGAACUGGUAACAAAAAGGAUUUGAUCAGCAAAAGUUGCGCUAUUACGAGACCCGAGUCACCUUCUUUUAAACAGAAAAGUACCGAAAUAGGUUUAUCGGUCGAUUCUUUGGAGACCAAGAGUAAACCGGUCACCGUUAAAAAGAAAGUCAACAAGAUGGAUACAUCCAUGUCUACCGAUAGUCUUAUGACGGAGGUAACGACGACUCCAAAAUCUAAUGUGUCCAAUAAAUUGUCGCCUACUUUAAUAAAAGCGAACAAAACGCAAACUUAUGACAGGAUGAAAAAGAGCUCACCACCGACACAGCAGAGGAGCCCAUUAACGAUCACUAAGAGGCCUCUGAGAUCCGUGGAAAGUUCUACCGCCGCCAGUCGCAGUAGAGCCGCUGCUAUCAGUAGCACGUAUCAUGGUUCACCGAGUUUACGCAGAAACUUAUUAGAUGCUGCAAGGACGCCGGACGUCCCCGGUAAACCGGUGAAUACAGUGGCUCCUUUCAGGACGCGACUAGUCAUGCAGACAAACGUUCCUCUCAACGCGAGGAGAGAAAGGAAGGAAACUCAAACGUCGCAGAGCUCUGAUAGCCCUAGCAAGAAAUCUUCCCCAAAGUCUAACAUUAGCGGUAAGAUGGGAGGCAGCGGCAAGUCAGUGAUCGCCGGCAAGAAAAUUGUCGGUAAUAAAGCUGACGACAAGAUCAAAAAGUGCCAUACGCAGGAGGCGCAAAGGCAACCCACGGUAGGUUCGAGAUCUGGCACGUUCCUCAAAGAUGAACCUACGAUACUUAAGAAAGUGGACAUUAAAUCAUCACAAAUUAAUACUUAAUGUUACUAAUGGCUGGAUAAUUAUAUCGAUAGGAUAUGCAUUGUCGAUACGAUAUUAGUUGCUGUCUAUUAAUGAUACUACACUUGUAUCAGCAAGUAAAGAUUUUUUCAUCGUGAGAUCGCUUAUAAUCAUAUCAUAAUAGUAAAGAUUCCAAGAUAUUGAUAUCCUUAAAAUCAUCUCGCAUCAUCUCCAUACAUGUUAUAUUUAUACAUGAGAACUUCAUAAAUAUAGAUUUUUUUUAUGGAAGCAUAUCUAAAAUUAUUAUCGUUACUUUAACGCUCGUGAUUAUAUCACCAUAAAUGUUUUACACGUUGUAUAUAUUAAUGUACUUCAUACAUAUUUCCAUUUGCCCUAUAUAUUUAAUAAAAAGAAUCGUCGACAAUGCAUUAGGUAAGCGCGCGUAAUAAAUCGUGAUUAAUGGAGGGCUGUCGCUAGUAACUGCGAACGUGAUAAUUCCAACAGAGGAAUCGUAUUAUAUGUAAGAUAGCGAAAUGUAAUUUUAAUUUAAGGGAGGUUGGAAUUAUCGUUAAAAAAAUACAUUUGAGCUGCAUUUAUCAAUUAAAUAGAAAAUAUGCUACGAUUAUCUUAUGACGCUAGAGGCGAUUAUUUAAAAAAACGUUCUUCAAAUUUUAUGUGAACACGUUCUCAUAUUUUCUGCUUUUCUAACACGGUAAUGCAGGUCGUACAAUCUCAGUCUGAGAAAUCAAAUAUACAAAUUAUCCUCGAAAAAAGUUUCUGUAUAUAUAUAUAGCUAUAUAUAUAUAUAGCCACACAAAUGAAAAGAUAUUACAUACAAUACGUCUUACAAAAUUUUUUCGAGAAAAACUUUAUCCGAAAACAGAAAUUUGUAACUGAGCUGCAUUUUUCUUGGAUUACCAUGUAUUGCACAAUUAAAGUAAGUGAAGAUUUCACACACCACACACACACACACACUAGCAGCAACAGCAGCAGAUAGAAAGAUUAUUGACGGCAUUGUACUUAAAUAUGAACAAAAUCUUGAUUACAUGUAUACAUUAAUGUCUCGUAGUGCUGCAUACGCAGCAUCUCAUAAUCCAUAGAUAAAAAACGUGGUCAGCGACAGAAUUAUGUUUAGAGAUAGCUCUUCCAUUCUACCACGUAAAUAUGCCAUAUCAGUUCGACGUACUUUUUGGUAACCGAACGAUUUUAUUAGACGCUGUUUAAUUAUUACUACGUGAGGUUGCCAUUGUAUGAACUACGUUCAAAUGCAAGCGAGAAACGUGUACCUUCUUUGCUUGCAAUUUUUUAUCGAUCGUGUAUGUACGUGAUAUAUUUAUUUGUUAAAUUUCUAUCUAUUUUGCAAUGUAAAU